Molecule: messenger RNA, 3106 nt
Organism: Conger conger (European conger)
Lineage: Eukaryota; Metazoa; Chordata; Actinopteri; Anguilliformes; Congridae
Gene: srsf1b
Product: serine and arginine rich splicing factor 1b
Exons: 4
Coding region: 489-1223 (244 amino acids)
Cellular component (GO): ribonucleoprotein complex; cytoplasm; nucleus
Molecular function (GO): mRNA binding
Source: RefSeq, a predicted model, not a curated record
GUGGGCGGGGCAUGAGGUUGUGGUUUCGGUAGUUCUCUGUCCGUUAAAUGUCGCAGACAUUAUUUUUUUCCAGCAGUUUGUGCACUGGAACGCGCGAGUUAAUUUCGGUGUAGUUGGACUAUCCUACAGUGAUCUGACGUUGUUACGUGAACAGGAAGUUGGAACUGCAGCUCUUAUUUACAGUAGUAGCGAGAAAGGGACUAUUUUAUCGGGCGUGCUUUUGGAGCGCAAAGCAAACCGUUUUUGUUACCAGUAUUCAUCCGCGUUGAGCACGGAGGUUCAAAAAGGAAGAACGUCGGCGCCAUCUUAAAGAGUGUGUAAAAAAAUUCAAAGAACGAGAAUUUCCGCUGUAGUGUUAUCGUGAUCUUACUUGUUACGUUCAGAGCAGUCGUCAACCUUUCAUUUUCCAACGUUUUGUUGAGUGAACUGUGAAUUGCACGGGCUGAUUAGUUAAUUUGUUUGCGGUAACGCUAGUUACAACACAAAAGAUGUCUGGUGGCGGUGUGAUCCGAGGCCCGGCUGGAAAUAACGAUUGCCGAAUUUAUGUGGGGAAUCUUCCUCCGGAUAUUCGUACUAAGGACGUCGAGGACGUUUUCUACAAGUAUGGGGCGAUCCGAGACAUCGACUUGAAAACUCGUAGGGGAGGACCACCAUUUGCCUUUGUGGAAUUUGAGGAUCCAAGAGAUGCAGAGGACGCUGUGUAUGGACGGGAUGGCUAUGAUUAUGAUGGAUACCGCCUGCGAGUCGAAUUUCCGAGGAGCGGUAGGGGUGGCGGGAGAGGGGGCGGAGGAGCCGGUACCCCCAGGGGCAGAUAUGGACCCCCAUCCAGACGCUCCGAAUACAGAGUGAUCGUUUCAGGGCUUCCUCCAAGCGGUAGCUGGCAGGAUUUAAAGGAUCACAUGCGUGAAGCAGGUGAUGUAUGUUACGCUGACGUUUUCCGAGAUGGAACUGGUGUUGUGGAGUUUGUGCGCAAAGAAGACAUGGCCUACGCACAUCGAAAGCUGGAUAGCACUAAAUUCCGAUCACAUGAGGGCGAGACGGCGUACAUCCGGGUGAAAGUGGACGGCCCCAGGAGCCCGAGUUACGGACGCUCCCGGUCCCGCAGCAGGAGCCGAAGCCGCAGCAACAGCCGCAGCCGCAGCCGCAGCUACUCCCAGCAGCGCCGCAGCAGAGGAUCCCCGCGCUACUCUCCACGCCACAGCCGCUCCCGCUCUCGUACCUAAGCUCCGCCUUCAUCUUCCACGUCUCGCUCUUCUGGUGGACCCACAAGUUGUACUUUUUUUGUUUUUUGUUUUGCUUUUACCUUUUCCCCUCCUCCCCGUUUUAUUAAAGUUUGCUACCGAUUUUUUUCAAUUCCAUCCCCCCCCCCCCCCCACCCCACCCCCCAUUUCAUAUGCUAAUGAGCUUGUUGAAGUCUAGAAUGUGGGUAUGUCCCUGCGUCUCCUCUCCUCUCCCUCCCCUCACCCCCUCCCCUACGUCCCAUCGCCCUGUCCUCCCCUGUCUGUUUGUCCUGCGUAAACUGCUUUUUAACUGGCUGUUCGGUCUUCUCCCCCCUUUGGUAUUUACAAACUGACUGCAGGGUCUUGUUCGAAUGCUUUGAGUUGUCGGGUGUUUUUGAUUUUCUUUUCUCUUGUGGGUGGGAGGUUAGUUUGUGGGGGGAGGGGUCGGUGUUUGUAUGGGAGCUGGGAACCAUAUUGCAAAACUGUUCUCUUUUACCUUUUCAUGUGUCUUUCUAUAGACAUCUGAAGAGCAGGAUUAAAGAAUGCUUUGGAAUAAAGGAUUGUGCAGCAGAGUUCAUUCAUAUUAGGAUAAUCAAAGCGUAUUUGGAGGAGGAGCAGUCAGAUCAAUAAAGGAGGCAAUGGUAUGACAGCAAGUGCUUCAGUCACAUCUAAAAACUUGGCAGUAUUGAUUUUUUAUUUUUUUAUUAAACAAUGUCCCAACAGUUAACUUGUAUAAUACUGCGCCUGACACUUAAGUACUUUGUUUACUUUCUCACCCUGUCCCCUUUUCAUGGAUCAGUACUGCUAAGCAUGCAUGUCUUCAUGUACGACUGAAUGUAAGAAUACUUGUGUACAAUAUAAGGCAAGGAUUACCACCCCUCCCCCACCUACCCUUCUAUUAAGUAGAAAUUUAGAGGCUUUUCUGUUAUUUUGUUAAAGGCAUUGGACUGCCCACAGCAUUGUAAAUUGACAGAAAAAUUGCAAUUUGCUAUGGCACUGAGUAUUUCGGAUUUGAAAACCUGAAAAUCUGAUUCUGAAUUUUUUUUCUUUUUUCUUUUUUUUUAAAAAAUGGGUAGCAAUUUCAUUGGCCUCAACUGUAAUGUGUAGACCAUUGCAAGGAGCCAAUUGUCCCGAUUUAAAAUUGUUCAGAGUUGCCUUCGGAGCUGAUCAUUGUCUGGUAUCCUGCUUUUUGGUUAAACUUUAUUUGAAAAAAUUGAUAUCCAGCCAUAUGAUCUCCUCCUGGAUGCAUAAUUUAAGGAGACGUUUUUUUUAUUGGUCCUGAUUCUAACUUGUUGCCUCCUUCUUUUUGAUUUGCUGGUAUUCAAAGGUUUGGAUUGGAGGAGGGGCCCACUGGGGCCCAAUCCUUGGAGCCGGAUCAUUGGAUCAGUUCAUAAUCAGGAUAGGAUAGGAUAAGGAGCGGGAUACAUGGAGCGGGAUCAAUUUACCGGGAACCGUAGGAGUGGAUUCCCCCCUCACCAAAAAGCAUUUAUGGAGUUUCAAAACCACUUCUUUCAAUUGGCUACCCAAAAUACCAAAUUUAAGUUUUUGUUUUUUGUUUUUUCGUGGAACCCCAAAGAUGUGCGCACAUGGGAUUCGGCUUAAUUUUUUUUAUUUUUGUUUGAGUGGAGCAGAGCAAGGACCGAGAGGCUGGAUCAAUUUCGUUGGAUGGAAUCCGCAUGAGGAGCUUGGUAAAUAGAAGGGAAUUUAAUGGGGAGGGUUGGGUUUUUUUGUAGUUUCAGGUUUGGAAAAAAAAAAUAAAAUGUCUGUUUCCUUGUUGCUGAUUGCCACAAGGAAAAUGUUGCUGUACUCAAUUGGCUAUUUCUCCUUUUGUAGUUUGUAGUGGUUAACAACCCCCCGCCCCCUCAAUAAAGUGUUACAUACCAUAA